AUGGAAUCCCACAUGACAUUUUCCCUUGGAGAUGGCUCAGAAAAUUUGUAUCUAAAUAUAGUAGAUUUGGCAAUUGUUUUCAUGAUGUCUCUGGUGGUAGAGUGGAUGUCACACACCACUUAUUUGAGCAAUUUCUCAGACGACAAUAACGUCAGACUAGGUCUCAUUCAGACUGGAUUUUACGUCGUUAGGAUGGUGGUGGCAUACAUCGUGAUGCUGGCUGUGAUGUCGUUCGACGCCAGGAUCUUUGCGGUAGCGGUGGCCGGAUACACUCUAGGGUUUCUGCUCUUUGGAAGUAGGGUUUUUGAUGAGAAUGAGUUAGGCUAUCACAAAGCAUCAGAUCUUCCACCAUUGAGCUGCUAA
Molecule: messenger RNA, 363 nt
Organism: Salvia splendens (bonfire salvia)
Lineage: Eukaryota; Viridiplantae; Streptophyta; Magnoliopsida; Lamiales; Lamiaceae
Product: copper transporter 1
Exons: 1
Coding region: 1-363 (120 amino acids)
Biological process (GO): copper ion transmembrane transport
Cellular component (GO): plasma membrane
Molecular function (GO): copper ion transmembrane transporter activity
Source: RefSeq, a predicted model, not a curated record